Linum trigynum is the source of this 4668-nucleotide messenger RNA. Lineage: Eukaryota; Viridiplantae; Streptophyta; Magnoliopsida; Malpighiales; Linaceae. The record is from the annotation of a GenBank genome assembly.
CACGGCCGUGUGGGUCGUGGCCGUGUGGAAAUCACCGAGCCUUCACACGGGCAGCUAGGAAAGCCACACGGCCGUGUGGCCUGGCCACGUGAUCGGGAAUUUCUGUUUAAAACUCGAUUUUCAGCCAAAGGAAAGGGGAGAGCUGGGUUUUUGGUUCCCAAACACCCAAGGGACGAACCCUAGAGAGAGAGCGACUUGGGAACAUUCUUGGAGCUAUUUUGGAGGAUUUCUUCGCCAUUGGAUCUCGGGAAUCAAGCUUGGAGAUGGAGAUUGAAGAUCUAGAUCAGAUUUCUGCAGUCUCUCUCUUCUCUGUGGAGUAACUUCCCUUCACUUAGGUUUUGAGGAACCCUAGUUCCAUGUGUUAGGAUCUUUCUUGUAUGAAGUUUUGGAUGCUAUAUUGUUUGAUUAUAAUCGAUUGAGGCAUGAUUUAUUGAGUCAAUUGAAUCUUGAUCAAAUUCUCUUGAUUUCUGCUUUAACCUAUGAUAGAUAGAAUCUGAUUAGGUUAAGAGAGCUUCCUUGAUUGAUGGCGGUGAAUUGGUUAUACGAGAGUUAGUCAAUCUACUGCUUUGUACUGGAAUCCAAUUCCGGUAGUGGAGUUCUGUGUUCAUAGCCUCAGAUUUCUAUCCCGGUGAAGGUUAGUCGCCUGCCGGGUAGUUGGACUGAGAGGGUUUGGUCAGCUUAAGAGAUUCCAAGCUACUGUCGGAUCUUCCGCAGUUUAAUCAACAGUAGAUCAACCAAAGGUAAUUGCAACUUGGACCUAAUUGAGGAGCUAGGGGGAAUCAUACCUAAGUGAGUUCACAACUUGUAAUUAGUAGAGUAGUUUAUAAAUCAAUCCUUAAUCUAGUUUGCUAGAUAAUGAACUGAAGCUGAGUAAUAGUAACUCUAGAGACACGUGGAUUCGAUAUUUAUUACUUGUGCCACUAUACUGCAGUCCCUUUCAUUGGUUACACUUGGCCAUUGUUAGGUGUUGUGUUUUAGCGUGUCAAGUUUUUGGCGCCGUUGCCGGGGACUUUCUAGAUUAUUAGGAAAGGCAGAAGUUUGUUACUUUAGUGUUUUUCUUUUGUUUUCCGCCCUUGCUUUUCACUUGGGUGUUUUUUUUGUUUUUGUUGGUGCAGAUCUGAAUCAUGGACCCUCAUGGCUUCUCCAAUCAUUAGGGGUAUCCACCACCAUCCGAGUGGUAUUACCCCGAGAAUCCCUGGAGUAACCAAGGAGGAGAAGACUAUGGAGUCGGGUUUCAGUACCAACCCCCUACUACGAAGAACAAUCAGACCCCUGGGUAUUUCAAGAACAAUCUCCUUAUCAAGAAGAAUUCCUCCCACAACAAGAAAGGCCAUCAGAUCUUGAGUUCGCCACAGCCUUCACGGGCGAUCCGGCAGAGCCAUGCUACACUCCACAGCCAGAUCCAAACUAUCACUUGAGGCUUCUUGUGGAGCAGAUUGCUCGAGUACCUGAGAGAUCCUUUCCCGAGAUGGAUCCACAUAUGUAGGCCAUCAACCUUGUUGGAUGGGAAAAGAUGAUCUUGCCAAAGAUCCAAGGAGGAGCUGGCCUCCGCUCCGUGCGGAAGGCCAAUCUGGCCAUGCUUGCAAAGAGUGGGUGGAGACUCCUAAAAGAGAAGGAUGUGCUUUGGACGCAGAUGGUCAAGGACAAGUACGUCCGGAACAAAGAGAAUCUUGAUCUCUUUCGUCAUGUUCAGGGAAGUUCCUUUACCUGGAAAAGCUUGACCAAAGCUUCCUCCCUUCUUAAAGAGGGAUGCGCUUGGAAUAUUAAAAAUGAGAAUACUACUAAGUUUUGGCACGAUUCUUGGAUUGCGCAGGAACCUCUCAAGAACCUGGCGGUCGAGGAGAUUCCUAGCUCGCGCAUGGAGGAGGUUGUGGCAGAUCUGGUGACUGAAGAGGGAGAAUGGCGCACCGAUAUGUUCGAGGAUAUCCUUCCACAAGAGAUUCAGCAGAAAAUUACAGGGGUGGCAGUGGAUAAGCUCUCCAUCGAGGAGGAUACUCUUUUCUGGUCGCUGUCCUCGACUGGACGUUUCACCACCAAGACCGCCUACCAGUCUCUUCUGCCCCAGGAGGUCGAUCGUGAUGAGAAGUAUUGGAAGAUCAUAUGGAGCCUGCCCGUUCCGGAGAGGAUUCGUUGUUUUAUGUUUCUGGUUUGCCUUGGCAGGAUCGCGACUAAUGUCCUCCGCUUUUCCUGGAAGUCAGCCGCUUCUCCCUAUUGUGUGCGGUGUAAUGGGAGAGCUGAGACUGUCCUUCACAUUCUCAGGGAUUGCCCUCCGGCGGUUUAUUUCUGGACAAGGCAGGUCCCCAUUGCUAAUCAACAAAGAUUUUUCUCGGCAGACACAUCAGGAUGGCUUCGGAUGAAUUUUAUGGAGGGUGAGUGCGAGAAGCUAGGGGUCAGUUGGGAGACUCUGUUCAGUAUUGCCACUUGGCUCCUGUGGAAGAACAGAAACGACAUGCGUUUCAAAGGUUUGUCUUCCACCCUCACUCCUCCCUCAUUGGCCCAUUCGAUUCUUGCCAAGACAAAACUCUGGAGUGAAGCUUGGAGUGCCCCAUCACUGUUGCCGAGCCGAAGGGCGACCCCUGUCAACAGGGUUAUGGCGGACAUCGCUUGGAGCUCGCCUGUGGAGGGGUGGGUGAAACUGAACAUCGACGGAGCCUCUAAUGGGAAUCCCGGGAUGGCUGGGGUUGGUGGCGUCUUGAGAGACAGUAUGGGGCAUUGGAUUGUUGGAUUCAUGGCGAAGAUUGGAGAAGCUACUGCCGCUCUGGCAGAAUUAUGGGCCUUUUAUCACGGCUUGGAUAUUGCUUGGAAGUCCGGGUACCGACAGAUUGUGGUUGAGUCUGAUUCUCAGCUGGCCAUUCAGUUACUCAACAACUGACAUGAUCCAGUUCAUCCCUAUGCCACCUUAUUAGCUGCUAUUCGCAGGAGAGUGAGUCGUGACUGGCUGGUGCGCAUCGUUCAUGUGUACCGGGAAAGGGAAUAGAGUCGCGGACUGGCUCUCGAAGCACAGUCUCGUCUAUCCCUACGGGUUACAUGAGCUUGCGUAUCCGCCGUCAGGAGCUAUGGCCAUCCUCGAAGAUGAUGUGCAGGGAGUCUCGUUCGAACGACGGAUUGUUUCCCGCCAGGAUAGUUCUUCCUCACCUCACCCCCUUAUGUAACUUUCUUUGCUUGGCUUGCACCUCCUGCUAUGCAAAAAAAAAAAAAAAAAAUGAGAGAGUCGGUGUGUAAACGAGCAUUCAAUUUCCCCUCCUAAAAAUGCUUCUAGAUGCACUGUUAGAAAGAGAGUGAUCAACCAUCUAUAAUACGACAUACCCAUCCCUUAUUGUCGUGGUAUAACUUUAGUUAGGCAUGACUAUUGUGUAGGAAUGUGUUAGCGUGGUUACUGAAUUUUAAGUAAGCAUGGUGACUAUCGAAAUUUACAUCCUUAAUUAUUUUUAUUUCAUUCUAUUUUUAAAUUGACGGUAAUGAUUAGAUUAAGGGUAAUUUUGGAAACAAAAAAUUGCCAUACCUGAUUACUCUGUAUAUUCUACCAAAACUCUAGUGCAACCCAUCUUCCCAAUCGUCUCUACCAAACUCCCUCUCCCUCUCUCUCUCUCUCUCUCUCUCUCUCUCUCUCUCUCUCUCUCUCUCUCUCUCUCUCUCUCUCUCUCUCCCAAACGUCCACCAGAAAUCAAUCUCUCCAGAGAAACCCUAUACCACACAAUCAAUCUCUACCAAACCCCUCAGAAAUCAAUCUCUCCAAGAGUCCCGACCUAGUUUGCCUUAUUCACCCGAUUCGUAAAGGCUGCUACGGCGAAGACCACGGUGUCACCCAUGCCGGAUGCAUGUGGAGGUAGAGAACAUGGCGCUGAUCUCUGGCGACGGGACCAAGCUUCCGGUGAUGAACGCGGCGGAGCAGGCGAGAGGCGAUGCAAGCAGGGGUAACUCCCGUCGGCGGUGGUUAGGGGUAUUGUUUUGGUACUUGUUUGGUUUUUAUUUUGGUAUUGAUUUGGUUUUAUUUUGGUAUUUGUUAGUGUAUUAACGAUUUGGUAUUGACUAAAUCUCCUCUCCAGAGAAUAUAAAAACAUAGAUCUAGGUUUUUUUUUUCAUUUUGGUAUUGGUUCGUUUCUAAUGUGGUCUUGGUUGUUUUAUUUAUUUAUUUUGGUAUUGAUUCAAUGUUAUUUUGGUAUUUGUUUGGUUUGAAUUCAUAGUGGUGUUGGUUUGAGUGUAUUCGUAUUGGUAGUGGUUGUCAUGUAUGUUUUUCAUAAUGGUACUGAUUGUCUAGGAGAGUAUGAAUUUUUCGUAUUGGCAUUGAUCUUUCUUGGAUUUGUAUUGAUUUUGUCAAGGCUGGUAUGAAUUUUGCGUAUUGGUAUCGAUUUUUCUUGGAUUAGUAUUGAUAUUUUGCUAAGUAGUCAGAGAAAGUACAAAUGGGUACAAUCGAUCAAGCACAAUGAUGAAAGGUCAUAGGAAGGCAAGGAAGCCGAAUCAUAUGGAAGGAGAGUUAUAGAGCAAAGAGUUUAGUUUUUAUAAAUUAUUUUGCCACUGUAAUUAAUUCAAUGUAAUUAACAUAAAUGUAAGUAAUUUUUUUAUAUUCAAUACCAAUCCAUCCAAACAAAUUUAUAUUAAUACCACAAUAUCAACACUAUCAAUAUAGCAUACACACCACUACCAAAACAAUAAACAUUAGAAUAUCAU